This is a messenger RNA of Alternaria metachromatica, 1194 nucleotides long. RefSeq lists its product as uncharacterized. Gene Ontology annotation, molecular function: O-methyltransferase activity. The coding region runs from base 1 to 1194 and encodes 397 amino acids. Lineage: Eukaryota; Fungi; Ascomycota; Dothideomycetes; Pleosporales; Pleosporaceae. The record is from RefSeq and is a predicted model, not a curated record. The transcript has 2 exons.
AUGCCAAUACCUGUACCAGAUAUCCUCGAGCGUGUUGCGGCCGCCGGCAGAGCUUACGAAGCCGGGAAAAUCGGCUCGCGAGAAAGUCUCAUCGAGCUUGGUCGAGACCUGGUUGCGGCGCUCGAGAUACCCAGUGAAUUCCUACAGAGAAGCUUCUGGGCCGAGCCGGCAUUGUCAGCGCACUGCAAGUUUGCUGUUGAAGUCAAACUCUUCCAGCAUCUUAGAGAUGCAGGCGAUGCAGGAGUUAGUCCGGGCGACCUUGCUCAAAAGACGAGCGUUGACGCCAUUCUAUUGCAACGGAUUAUGCGUCACCUGAUCGCAAUGAAGAUCGUUUCUUUCUCAAACGGUAGAUUCCUCGGUACCCGUCUGAGCCACGAACUUGCAGCGGACAACUAUCAGAAGAGCAUUGACUUCUGCUACGAUGUGUCACGACCGUCGUUCAAUGGCUUCCCGGAGUAUUUCAAGAAGACUGGUUACAGGCUACCCACUUUGCCUACAGAAGGACCAUUGCAGGAUGCGCAUGGAACAGAUUUACCUUUUUUCCCAUGGCUGGUCGCAACGCCUCCUCAUCUCGACGAGUUCGACAACUUCAUGUCGGUGUAUCGCGCAGGCAAGGCGAAUUGGUUCGAUCCCGGCUUCUAUCCGGUCGCAGAACGUCUGAUCACAGGCUUUGACUCCAGCUGCAGCGAGGCCCUUCUGGUAGAUGUCGGUGGCGGUCGUGGGCACGAUGUCCAGCAAUUCGUGGCGCAGCACCAGUCUCAUCCGGGCAAAGUCAUUCUUCAGGAUCAAGAGCCAGUCAUCGCGGCUAUCAAGGAUAAGGAAGAGCUUCCUUUUGAGAGUCAGGUCCAUGAUUUCUAUACGCCUCAGCCUAUUCAGUCAGCCAGGGCGUACUCACUGCACUCGAUUCUCCACGACUGGAAUGACGAAGAAGGCGUCAGAAUUCUCGAAAGCCUGAAGCCAGCGCUGAAACCUGGCUACUCACGGGUGCUGCUGAACGAGAUUGUGCUUUCAGAAGAAAAGCCCACCAUCGCCGCCACCUCUAUGGAUAUGAUGAUGUUGGCACAUCUUUCUGUGCGCGAGAGAACAGAAGCGGAGUGGAGAGCGAUAAUCCAAAAGGCUGGUCUGAAGUUCUUAGCCAUCUUCAAUUACCCUGGGGUCGCUGAGAGUGUUAUUGAAGCGGAACUUGAGGAAUGA